UAUUCCCUUGGCCAUUCCUCACUGAAAAAUCUCGUAUUAUCGCUGUAUCAGUUCUAUCCUUUCUCGCCAUUGAAUCGAUCGGCAAAGUCCAAAAUAUGGGCAUCUCGUUCAGCAGUAGAAGAAGGAACAACGAUCUCUAUCACAGUCAAUCUCGUUCUCAACUCAUCUAUUCUUCGCCCGUUACUUCUGAACUAUCUGCUCCUCCCCCGUCUUCAAGCUAUCUUUCACCUCCGCUUCAACCACCACCACCACCUCCGCCGCCGCCGCCUCCUCCACCGCCACCAAAUUAUUUCUUUGCGGCGAAUGCACCAUAUCAUCCUCCACCUCAAAAUCCUUACCCUGCACCUCCUCCCCCUCCUUAUUCAUCCUGCUACCAGUAUGCGGGUGGGUAUAACACCUGUGGAUUCGCUGGACCUAUUAUGGGUCAAGGUCGUUCCAAUUACUACGCUAAUCAUGGUUAUGAGGGUCCUCCUGUUAUGAGGAAUUCGUGGUUUCCUUCGCAACCUCCGCAGACUCCGCCUCCUUAUGUUGACCAUCAGAAUGCUAAAAAGGUUAAGAACGAUGUCAAUAUCCGUAAGGAUACGAUAAAACUUGAAGUCGAUGAGACGAGCCAGGACUGCCAUUUAGUUUCCUUUACUUUCGAUGCUAUGGUCGAUGGCAGUAUCACUAUCUUCUACUUUGCGAAAGAAGGGGCAGACUGCAGCUUCAGUCCACUAUAUCCUGAGGCCUAUAUGCCAGUUAGAAUUUCCUUUCAGAAAGGCUUGGGCCAGAAAUUCAGUCAGUCUCCAGGGACUGGAAUUGACCUAGGCUUCUUUGAGUUGGAUGAUCUUUCUAAGCCAUCACCGGGUGAAGAUGUUUUCCCACUUGUUAUCUUAGCUGAAGCAUGCCUACCACCUCUGCCUGCAGACGAUCAACUUGGUCAGUCUCUGCCACUAACCACAUCCUCUCAUGCACAGAUUACUCAAGCCAUCUUAGAAAAGAAUAACAGGGAAUCAUUUCAAGUGAGAGUUGUGAAGCAGAUAUUGUGGGUUGAUGGGGUUCGCUAUGAACUUCGUGAAAUUUAUGGAAUUGGCGACCCAGUGGAAGCAGGCUUUGGUGACAAAGACGAAGGGAAGGAGUGUGUUAUUUGCAUGACAGAACCUAAAGAUACAGCUGUCUUACCUUGUCGACAUAUGUGUAUGUGCAGAGAAUGUGCAAACGCAUUGAGGCAUCAAUCUAAUAAGUGUCCGAUAUGCCGUCAGGCCAUUGAGGAGCUCUUAGAAAUCAAAGUCAAUGAUGAUGGUCGCAUGGUCGGUGAAAGAUCCGCUUCUUGAUAUUUCAACAAUUUGUGUGGCAUAAGGUUUUUUUAAUACAUCUUUUACCUUCAUCUGUGCUUUUUAUUCAUUUGUAUAACUUAUUCUACCUAGAUUGUUCCUUCUUUGGUUUUCCAUCUCACCUUCAAAUAUAAUCAUGUCUAGUGUUUCAGUCUAUUGUGGAUUGUAAAUAUUGUUGUACAUACAACUUGAAAAUAAAGCAUCAUGACUUUGUUGGUUUACCUUUUCUUUCUAA
Molecule: messenger RNA, 1548 nt
Organism: Telopea speciosissima
Lineage: Eukaryota; Viridiplantae; Streptophyta; Magnoliopsida; Proteales; Proteaceae
Product: probable E3 ubiquitin-protein ligase LUL4
Exons: 3
Coding region: 96-1313 (405 amino acids)
Biological process (GO): protein ubiquitination
Molecular function (GO): ubiquitin protein ligase activity
Source: RefSeq, a predicted model, not a curated record